UCUCUCUCUCUCUCUCCCUUUAAAUCUGCACAUCUCUUUCUUUCUUUUUCUGAUCUCACUCUCUCUCUCUCUCUUGUUUCAAGCUCUCCACGAUGAAGCACAGAGUCUCCAAGAGAGUAAUCUCUCUCAAAUGGGUUCCAUUUCUCUGCAUCUCUUUCUUCGCUCUUGGAGCAAUCUUCACCUCUAGGUCGUGGGAGCCGUCGUCAGAUUCCGGAAGUCAGCUAAUUUCACAGCACCGUCGUGAUCAGGAACUUCAGAUUGUGUCAGACGAUUGUGCUCAUAAUAAAAAGUCUACACAAGAAAAAGAUGUAAUUGACGAAGUUUUGAGAACUCAGCAAGCUAUACAGGGUGACAGGUCGUUGGAUAAGUCGGUUUCUACGCUUCAAAUGCAAUUGUCUUCUACAAGGAGCUCUCAGGAGACAGUUGAUGGCUCAGAAACCACCAGUUCUUUAACAGGUGCAACCCCGAAGAAGAAAGUUUUCAUGGUAAUGGGAGUUAAUACUGCAUUUAGCAGUAGAAAACGGCGGGAUUCAGUCAGAGAAACGUGGAUGCCUCAAGGGGAGAAGCUUGAAAAACUGGAACAAGAUAAGGGGAUCGUCAUCAAGUUCAUGAUUGGACACAGUGCGACGUCAAAUAGCAUAUUGGACAGAGCUAUUGAUUCAGAAGAUGCUCAACACAAAGACUUCCUUAGGCUGGAGCAUGUUGAAGGAUAUCACGAACUCUCAGCAAAAACCAAGAUAUUCUUUUCCACUGCAGUAGCGAAAUGGGAUGCGGAGUUUUAUAUCAAGGUCGAUGAUGAUGUUCACGUCAAUCUCGGUAUGCUGGCUUCCACACUAGCCCGUCACCGCUCUAAACCGAGGGUCUAUAUUGGGUGUAUGAAAUCAGGGCCUGUUCUUGCUCAAAAGACAGUGAAGUACCAUGAACCUGAGUAUUGGAAAUUUGGAGAGGAUGGUAACAAAUACUUUAGACAUGCUACGGGACAAAUCUAUGCCAUCUCAAAGGAUCUUGCCAAAUACAUAUCCAUCAACCAGCCAAUUUUGCAUAAGUACGCAAAUGAAGAUGUGUCUUUGGGGUCCUGGUUUAUUGGCCUUGAGGUUGAACAUAUUGAUGACCGCAACUUCUGUUGUGGGACUCCUCCAGAUUGUAGAUGGAAGGCAGAGGCCGGCGAUGUGUGUGUGGCCUCAUUCGAAUGGAGCUGCAGUGGGAUUUGCAAGUCUGUAGAGAGAAUGAAGAUAGUCCACGAGGUGUGUAGUGAAGGAGAAGGAGCUGUUUGGAAUACACUUCUCUAGAAGAUUAUUCAGUUCCCAAUCAGCUUGGUCGAGCAAAUACUAAAGAUCUAUCUACUCAUAAGUUUGACAGAGUGCUGCAAGAAAAGGGAAAAAGCGAGAGAGGGAGACGAGAUGGCAAUUUUUGUAUAGAACCAAAGGUAUACGAUAUAAAACUGGAGAAUACAGAAACCUUAGUUGUUGUGAAACAGUUUGUGCUUAAGUUAAUGGAUUUUUGAUAUUUCUUCUA
Capsella rubella is the source of this 1515-nucleotide messenger RNA. Its product is annotated as beta-1,3-galactosyltransferase 7. The transcript is spliced from 11 exons. The record is from RefSeq and is a predicted model, not a curated record. Gene Ontology annotation, cellular component: Golgi membrane. NCBI's taxonomy places the organism in Eukaryota, Viridiplantae, Streptophyta, Magnoliopsida, Brassicales, Brassicaceae. The coding region runs from base 93 to 1289 and encodes 398 amino acids. Gene Ontology annotation, molecular function: beta-1,3-galactosyltransferase activity.